AGCGCUCGCGCCCGCCGCCGCCACCGCCACCGCCGCACGCUACUCCGCAGACGGCGGUCGUCGAGCGGGCCCUCCGUUGCGCCGACGGUAGCGCACGCUUUUUUCCAUUGCAGCCUGCGCGGAAGGCUUCGCGGCUCCAUCCCUCCUCAAUCCCUCGAACCCUAUGGCGUUCUGGGGCGUGGAGGUGAGGCCUGGCAAGCCCUACACGCACAGCCACAACCCCUCCCAUGGCCGUCUCCGCAUUUGUCAGGCUACACUGGGCUGUUGUGAUGCUGCUACAAGGACGGUGGUGCAGUGUAAUGUUGGUAACAAGACACCCGUCAAACUUUGCAGUUUGAAUCCUAGAUUGGCUGAGAUGUGCCAUCUAGAGAUCGAAUUGGAGGAGGACGAGGAUGUUCUUUUCUCAGUACUCGGUCAGAGUUCUGUUCAUCUCUCUGGGUAUUACCUCCAUCCAAGCACCAGAUGCAAUGCAGGAGGCGAAGAAUCAGAAUCUUAUGGCGAGGAUGUGGGGGAGUCUGAUACUGCUGAGGAGGAUAUUGUGAGUGAUGACAGCUAUGAAUCUGACUUUAUCGAUGAUGGUGAUGUGUGCUCCUCCCCUGAUCGCCAUAAAAAGGAAGCUGUUGAAAAGCAAGCUGGUAAGGGUGAAAGACGGAAACACUUAAAGAAAAAGAACCAAGUUGACAGCACUGAUGACAACAAUGAUGAUUCCCCAUACAAGCCUGCUGUCAGGCGCAAGGCUUCUUUAAUAUUUGAUAGUGGCAGUGAAGAUGAAGAUUACAUGCUUGGAUCUUAUUCAUUAGGUAAGAAAGAUAAUGGUAAAGUUUCUGUGGAGAUCAAGCCUGAAAAUGUUCAGCCGAAUGGUGAGACUGUAAGGAAGAGUAAGGAGGCCAUGAAAAGAAAACAUGAUGCCAUCAGUCAGAAUCCUGCACCACCGAAGGAUGUAGUAGUAGAAGCUGAAGUAAAAUUGAAGUUGAAGAAAAAUAAGAAGACCUCACUGGAGACAGAAGAUGGGAAGCAAUCUGACAACAGAAGAACAUUGGAAAAUGGGUUGAUUGUAGAAGAUCUGUCAGCAGGAAACAUAGAUGCACCGCUGGCUUCCAAUACCAGCAAGGUUUAUAUCAACUAUAUCGCCAUGCUGCACGAUGGGAAAACUGUUGAGUCCAAUGUCGGGGAAAAGCCUUACAAGUUUAAGCUUGGAGCUGGGAAAGGAAAGCCUGGAUGGGAUGAUGGAAUUUGUGGCAUGCGUGUUGGAGACAAAAGGAGGCUAACUGUCCCACCAUCCAUGUUAAAUGGUCAUAAAUCUGCGGAGAAAAUACCAAAAGGUCAGUCAGCAAUCUAUGAAGUAGAGUUGGUGAAAGUUCGAUAAACUGAAGAUGCACUCCAAGCUUCGUGUUGAUGUCCUAUGCUGAAGGCUGCAAUACAAGCACAUGGAUGGCAGAUUCCGUAGCUUAUUCUGAAAAACACUAGAGGAUAUAAUCUAGUAAAAUCUGUUUGCUACUCAUAUUGCACCAUAGGACAUUUUCAACUAUUUUUCAGCUGGUAUCAUCGACAGUAGAUUUUGUAUGACUGAUCCAGUGGAUGUUCUGAUUUUGCUUUGCACACCAUGAAAAUGGUGAAAACUGUUUAGCACUCCACUGUUUGUCAUCAGUAAAGUAGUACUGUUCUCGUCGUU
This is a messenger RNA of Brachypodium distachyon (stiff brome), 1672 nucleotides long. Its product is annotated as peptidyl-prolyl cis-trans isomerase FKBP53. Gene Ontology annotation, molecular function: peptidyl-prolyl cis-trans isomerase activity. Lineage: Eukaryota; Viridiplantae; Streptophyta; Magnoliopsida; Poales; Poaceae. The record is from RefSeq and is a predicted model, not a curated record. The transcript is spliced from 10 exons. The coding region runs from base 164 to 1366 and encodes 400 amino acids.